Molecule: messenger RNA, 3009 nt
Organism: Sinocyclocheilus grahami
Lineage: Eukaryota; Metazoa; Chordata; Actinopteri; Cypriniformes; Cyprinidae
Gene: pgap6
Product: post-glycosylphosphatidylinositol attachment to proteins 6
Exons: 13
Coding region: 87-2342 (751 amino acids)
Cellular component (GO): membrane
Source: RefSeq, a predicted model, not a curated record
UGAACCAGGAAGUAACGAGUUACAACAGUCCGUAGACAUUUGAAGAACACUACAAUGGGCUGACUGAGGAGAAGCUAGACUGCAUUAUGGAAAAGUAUUUUGCACCGUGCCUUCUACUGUAUGUUAUCGCUGGCUGUUUUGCUGACGAUCUCACUUACUUGAACGGGUUCUACUCUAAAACGCCUCAGAGGCUGUCCAAAUACAGCUGGUUCGGUAAUGUUCGGCUCCAUCACUUCAGAGUACCGGAAGAUGCGGUGCUCGUGCGGUGGCUGCUCACCGUCUCACGGGGAUCCGGACUGAACUGUGGCAACCAAAACAUCACUGUGCACUUUAGGGCAGGAGCGCCCCCGGUCAUCAACCCCAUAGAAACAGCCUUUCCGAACUCCACAUCUGUGUCUCUUGCUCACAAUUUGACGCUGACCAUUCCCAGUGGACAGAGCAGCAAUGUGACACUGUUCAAUGUGACCUAUCCCAAACCUGGAGACUGGUUCCUUGCUGCUCACCUGCCCAAGGAUGAAGGGAAGAUAGAGCAGCAGGGACUGCCGUCUUGCUCAUACCUAUUUCAGGCACAGAUGUAUUUAAGGAGAGCUGCUGACCUGCCAAUCCUGCAGCACAACAUUCCGCUCUAUCAAACACUAACUACAACUCCAGCUCUGUUUAAAGUCUUUGUUCCAGAGUUCUCCUCCAGGUUGGAUGUUUUCAUCUUGAACUGUUCUGUAAAGCUGGUAAAUGAUUGCAGGCUGUCAAUCACUGUAGGCUCCAGCACUUUGAGGCAGGGCUCAGAGGUGAAACAGAACUGUUCAGGGUUAGAGAGCUGCUCCACAUCGGUCCUCAUUCCCCCGUGGAACAGCUGGUUGCUGGUUACGGUUGAGACUAGUCAACCAAACACCACCAUACCUUUCAGCAUCUCUGCCAAUGUCACAGUGGGAUGUAAACCUUUGAGCGUCUCUUCAGAUUUCAACACCUCAGCCUUCAUUCGUACCAUCAUUGCUCCCCAAAGCAACAGCUCAGGUGGCCUCAGUAACACAUCCGUUUCCAUGAGAGACCAACCGGGCCUCCGUGCUAACAGCUCUGAGCCAGUGUGCAUGAGAAGCCCUUCAGUGUUCAGAGAUGAACAGGAUGUGCUAUCUCUACGCUUCAUCGUUUCCAGCAGCAACCUAACCGUGACCUCAGACCUUCCCACUGUGCUCACACUUGAACACUCUCCUGGUGACAGUGGCGGCACGUUUGUUGUACAGCUCGACUUGAACACUAGUUCUCUGGUUGGUGGAUUUGCUCAUGUCAAAGCAUGUCUCACACCUUCUGCUCCUGUACUUCAUGUCAACCUCAGCCAGACUUGUGCUACAGGGCUUAUGCAGGGCUAUUCUCUGAGCGUGAGCAGCAAUGAAUCACAGGCACUGUUGAGGAUUCCGUUUCCAGAUGCAGCAGUGUGGUACCUCAGCCUCCAGAUCAUGUGCAAUGAUAGUGUCAACUGCAGGAACACAUCCGCGAUAGUGAGUGCGUCUGUGAGUGUGAGUGCGUGCAUUGAUGACUGUGGACCAUAUGGAGAAUGCAGACUGCUACGCACGCACAGCUACCUCUAUGGCGCAUGUGUGUGCAAAGCAGGUUGGCAGGGAUGGGGCUGUACGGAUGGAGCAACUGCGCAGUCGUACUCCCGGCAGAUGGCUGCGGCUCUGCUCCUCACCCUCAGUAACUUUUUCUUCAUCCCACCCAUCAUCGUAGGACUUUACAGAGGCUACCACGUCGAGGCAGCCAUCUACUUAUUUACCAUGUUUUUCUCCACGUUUUAUCAUGCGUGUGACCAGCCCGGUGUGACUGUGAUGUGCAUCAUGGACUACGACACUCUCCAGUUCUGUGAUUUCUUGGGUUCUGUUGUGUCAGUGUGGGUGACCAUUGUGUGCAUGGCACGGCUCCAGGAUCCAGUAAAAUACCUAUUGUUUAUGGCGGGCACUCUCAUAAUUUCUAUGGCGAUGCAGUUGGACCGCAGGGGGCUAUGGAAUCUUUUAGGUCCUGUCCUGUUUGCUUUGGUCAUUAUGGUCACUUCCUGGGUUUAUCGAGGAGUGAAACGGCAUCAGUGCUACCCUCCGCUGUGGCGCCGCUGGGUGUUGUUCCUGCUUCCAGGCAUCGUAUCUGCAUUGAUUGGUGUGUGCGUGUACGUCUUCGCUCAGACCGACAGCAACUACUACUACACUCAUUCCAUAUGGCAUGUCAUGGUGGCCACGAGCGUGGUCUUCCUCUUACCACCCCGCGAAAAACACGUUCCCCCCUGGGGCUGGACCAACAAAAUUUGUAGCUACAGGAGAUGUAAAAAUGAGAAAGUAGAGCUUUACACUGUCACCUAAAUACACUGCUAUUGAUAUUUGCACAAACUGUGCAUUUUAACACUUUUACAAACAUUAGUGGUUAGCUUUAAGAAACAUGUCAAGCUUUAUCUGAAAGAUUCUCCUCUGUACACACACUAAUAACUACUUAAAGGAAUAGUUUACCCUAAAAAUUUAAUUUUUACUGUCCUUCUAAACCCAUAAACCAAAUCAAUGGAACACAACAGGAGAUUCUUGACAAUUCAUAAUCAAGUGAAGAUUAUCAGUGAAUAACAAACUUGUUUUGCUUCCCACACAAAGCUAUAUUAUAUGACUUCAGAAGGCUUGGAAUAUAGUGCAUUAGUCAUGUAGACUACAUUUAUGGUGCUUUUUGAUGAAUACAAACUUCUCCUUUUGUGUUUCAUGGGGAAAAAAGAACCGCUUACAGGUUUGAAUGACAUGAGGGUGAGUAAAUAAUGCCAUAAUUUUCAUUUUUGAAUGAACUAUUCCUUUAAACAGGAUACUUUUACACUUUUUAACUUUUCAAAUGAGUGAUUUCACAGAGAACAACAGCAAUGUCAAUCAUUUAAGAAUGAAAACGAACAAAAGGCAACUUAGUGAAUGUCAUUUGACCCAGUUUAAUUUAUCAGAGAAUCAAUUUAUCAGUUUAUUACACUGCAUUUGUCAUGUUCUUUGUGGACAAAUGUCU